CAGCUCUAAGCUGAAAUGGCAUCCAGGCCACCAAGCAAACGGCGGCGUGUACAGGUACAUGCCAAUACAGAGCCAACAACCACAGGGGCCACCACCAGUCAGACUCCACCAUUGGUGCCACCGGUACCACCCACAACUGAUUUGAUUGCCAUUAUGCAGUCAUGUAUCACAGCGGCCAUCCCAACAAUAACAAAAACAGUGCUGGAGACGCUGAGUAGCAGUGAAGGGCAAGGAGGCACCGCUACUCAUCAUGAUCAGGGACCAGCUGGUACCUCUGAGGAUUCAGGCCCUCAAACUGUGGACCCCAGACCCCCACUUCAGACUCCUCCAACAGGACCAGCUACACCAGGGGCAGAUGCCUGUCUGUCCCAGUUAACAGCCUCGACCUCGAGCUCCAGCACCAAUGGAGCAAUUUUUCAGACAGUUUCCGCACAUGGACAACGAAGUAACGCCAAUCCCACCUCAUCUAUUGACUCUCUAAACCAAACAGCGGGUUUGUUGCUACCCAGUGCAUUGUCACAGUCUUCUGCUGCUUCCUAUCAGAACGCAUUUCAGCUGUAUGCUAGGUUUCUCCACCAACAUGUGGAUUCAAAGCUUAAAGCUUUACCGCCAAAUGUACAACACUUGUCAUUGUUCAUUGCCCAUUGUUAUCAAACAGGGUUAGCUGCAGCUACAGUCACUACAUAUGUGUCUGCUUUAGGUUACAUCUUCAAAAUGGGUAACUUUGAGGGUAUCACUCAACAUUUCAUCAUUAGGAAAACAUUACAGGGGUUCCAAAAAUUAAAACACACCCAAGAUUCCCGCCUUCCUAUUACUCCUUCAGUACUCUAUAAGUUGGUUGAUUCUCUGAGGGACUCGGUUCCCUCGUAUUUCCUCCGAGUAACGCUCAAGGGUAUGUUCCUUUUAGCUUUCCAUGCCUUUCUGAGAGUAGGUGAAAUGACCUCAACAGGCACAAAAAUCAACAUUUUUUACUACGGAAGCAUGUGUUAGUAAAAGGGGAAUCAGAGUCUCCACAGGCAGUUGAAAUCGUUUUUGCUCAUUUCAAACAUAAUGUGCAGCCAUCUAGCACCCACUCUAUUUCAGCAAAUACAGCAAAUUCCCAAUACUGUCCUGUGUUGGCUCUCCAACAGUAUCUGACUACUAGGAAACAUGAUUGCAUAGAUCAGCCCUUAUUUUCAUUUAUGAAUGGGUCACCAAUUUCACGUAGUUUCUUCACAAAGCAGCUUAAGUCAUCUCUGAAGUGGGCAGUCCUUCAUGAGCACAUUUAUAAAUCCCAUAGCUUCCGGAUUGGUGCUGCAACCACAGCAGCUACCCAAGGUAUAGGUGAAGGUCAAAUACAGAUAAUGGGUAGAUGGAAGUCUGGGGCGUUCAAGAAGUAUAUAAGGGUCCCAAUGAUUCAGUUAUAGGUCUUUAACAUGAACACGGUUGCCCUCAUUUUCACAGUAACAUACAUGAAGAUAUUUAUACUGACAGCCAUGGAGUUAGUGGCUUCUGGCUGAGGGUUUAUGUGUGCAAUUAGUUUUAUUAAUUGUGAUAAUUGUAUUUAUUUUGGUGACAG
This is a messenger RNA of Mizuhopecten yessoensis (Yesso scallop), 1558 nucleotides long. RefSeq lists its product as uncharacterized. Bases 16 to 990 code for a protein of 324 amino acids. NCBI's taxonomy places the organism in Eukaryota, Metazoa, Mollusca, Bivalvia, Pectinida, Pectinidae. Gene Ontology annotation, molecular function: DNA binding. The transcript is spliced from 2 exons. Gene Ontology annotation, biological process: DNA integration. The record is from RefSeq and is a predicted model, not a curated record.